This is a messenger RNA of Bactrocera latifrons, 2665 nucleotides long. RefSeq names its product 2-acylglycerol O-acyltransferase 2-like. Gene Ontology annotation, cellular component: endoplasmic reticulum membrane. The record is from RefSeq and is a predicted model, not a curated record. Bases 1590 to 2648 code for a protein of 352 amino acids. Gene Ontology annotation, biological process: triglyceride biosynthetic process. Gene Ontology annotation, molecular function: diacylglycerol O-acyltransferase activity. NCBI's taxonomy places the organism in Eukaryota, Metazoa, Arthropoda, Insecta, Diptera, Tephritidae. The transcript has 7 exons.
UAUUUAGAUAUUUUUGGACAUAGUAGCAAGUAUUUUGAUUGAAAUUUGUACGAGACAAGUUUGAUAAGAGAGUAAGUUUUUGAAAAUUAAGUACUUUCACGGGAGCAUGUAGUUUCUUCAGGUUUGGACUAAAAUUUGUCGAAUAAAAGGUGAACAGCGCAAACAGGUAGAGCAGCUCGACUAAGAGAGAUAUACAUAUGUAUCUCUGUAUGUAAGCUAAUAAUAUGUACGAACUACGUCGCAAUUUGAACAGCUUCAAAAUAAUUAUGAGUAAUAUGCCGUAAAAAUUAAAAAACAAAAUCAAACAUUUUUGAGAGGACAGCAAAUAGCUUUAAUUUAGAAAAUUCGUGUGGUUCAAAUUAUAGACCACCGCCGUUGCUGUCAACUUUAUGAUACUCUUGGAAGCAUGCUUUAUCUUCGAUAGACAUAGUCGAAUAUUGCUUGUUCCGCAUAUCCAUAGUUACAUCUGUUUCUGAUAGGAACCCUUCAAUUAUUUCAAGCCGAAUUUCUUUACGCUUUAGCGAGGGUUGAUUCGUUAAUUUUAUAAAAUAUAUGAAUUGACUAUGCAAAUAUCCAAAAAGUAGAAAAAAUACUCCAAUUGGCUGCAAAUUUUGAACUUCAAAAUUACUGUCUUAUAAAUGUGCUUGAGGAAAUAAUUGACAAUGGUAUGCCCUCGUCGGAAAUAAUGCAUGGGAUGAGCAGAAUCUACGGUGUCGUCCUCAAUUGAUUCUAAGUCGGAGGCGAUUUCAGCACAAUCGAAUCUAAAUUCGUCAAAAAAUUCCCUUAUUUCUUCAUAACUCAGGUAUUUUGGCCAUAUUAUGUGUUCAAAAAUAAAAAAAAAUAUUUUUCAGUACAGAACUCGAGGUGGUUUUAAAUGAGUACCACUACAAAAAUUACUCCUAAUAAGCUAAGCACUUUCACAUAAUUUUUAAAAUGAAUAAAUACUUAACCUAAUAAUAUUUUCUGCAUUUUUUCACAAAAUGCACCUGAAAAUUUGACAUGAUAGCAACAUUAAUCCGUUACAAUAUUUGGUACACAAAACAGAGAAAAUGCACCUGAAAAUUUGACAUGAUAGCAACAUUAAUCCGUUACAAUAUUUGGUACACAUUUUAAACCUAUGAGUCACUUGGAAUAAAUGAAAAUGUUAAGAAAUAAGUGGCACCGCCGCCGCUGAAAGAGUUAAAACGUAGCAAAUCAAAAACCUUAUUGAAUUUUCCAACACCCCUCGUAUUUUUUCGUCUAUUGGUUGCCAGACAAAUAUAUGCGUAAGCUAAGCUAGUGGUCAUGAAAUCAAAAAUCUUUAAUUAGUUCCAUAUAUUCUAAAACGCUUAUCAGUAGAACAUGUACUUUAUGUAUGGCUUGAGUAUUUAGUAUUGAAGCGCAUGCCCAAUUGACGCGUGGUUGAACGAGAACAAUUAUUGCUUUGCGAGUUUUGAAAGUGUUCGGUCACCUCAGUUGUGACUGAGACGUUGCGUGAAGUUGAACGUUUCGAUAGGAUCGUGAAGAGGAGGGUUUAAUAUAAAUUAGAAUACAAAAAGCCGCAACACAUUAAUACCAUUCUAUAGUGAUAAUAUAAAGAAACAAAAACAAUGAAAAUUGAGUGGGCACCCGUGCAUGUGCCACCAAAGCGACGAUUGCAGACCCUCGCUGCAGGUCUCUACGUGAUGAUAUUUAUGCUUAUGCCGGGCUUAUCGUUACUUAUCAUUACAUCGUUGUUGUAUUAUGGUAAUCUAUUUUGGAAGCUUUUGACUCUGGCAUACUUGACUUUUGUUUAUUUCGAUCAUACGAGGAAUUUCAGUGAUAUUCAUGGCAAUGGCUUUAUGAUUUUUCGUAGUAAUUGUAUAUGGAAACACUUUCGUGAUUACUUCCCAAUUGAGUUGAUUAAAACCGCCGAUUUGAGCGCCGAUCACAAUUACAUUUUGGCCAGCUUUCCACAUGGCAUAAUCGGUACCGGCAUCACUUGCAAUAUGAGCAGGGAUAUACGGCAAUGGUUGAAACUAUUUCCGGGCAUACGUCCCAAAAUCGGCACUUUAGAUAUGCAUUUUUACACGCCCAUUUUUCGCGAGGCGCUACGUUACUGGGGUAUGGUGUCAGUUUCUAAGGAGUCAUUGAUGCAUUAUCUAUCAGCCUCGAAUCAUCCGAAACAUCCCGACAAUCUUGAUGGUUUUACUUCGAAUGCUGUCGCCAUUUUGGUGGGUGGCGCUCAAGAGGCCUUGGACUCACAUCCGGGACGUUAUAUACUUACACUGAAAAGGCGCAAAGGUUUUGUCAAAUUGGCCAUACGCACAGGCUCACCAAUUGUACCGACAUUCUCCUUCGGCGAAGUGGAGAUAUUCGACCAAGUCAAUAAUCCACCAAACUCAUGGUUGCGACGCUUCCAAACUUUAACCAAGCGACUAACAGGCAUCUCGCCUUUGAUUGUUUUGGGGCGCGGCUUCUUCCAGUAUACUUUUGGAUUUCUGCCGCAGCGCAAGCAUAUCGUGCAAGUUGUUGGUAAGCCCAUUGAAGUCGAAAGGAACGACAUUCCCGACCCCGAGUAUGUGGACAAAAUUCAUCAGCAAGUCAUUGACCAGCUGAAAGAGAUGUUUGAGAAAUACAAGGAAAAAUAUAUAGAAAAUGGCAAAAGUGUUAAUUUAGUGAUUACAUAACGUAUGAUCAUCAUAAA